Molecule: messenger RNA, 1875 nt
Organism: Ipomoea triloba (trilobed morning glory)
Lineage: Eukaryota; Viridiplantae; Streptophyta; Magnoliopsida; Solanales; Convolvulaceae
Product: galacturonokinase
Exons: 14
Coding region: 166-1476 (436 amino acids)
Biological process (GO): galactose metabolic process
Cellular component (GO): cytosol; cytoplasm
Molecular function (GO): ATP binding; galactokinase activity
Source: RefSeq, a predicted model, not a curated record
GAGUUUGACCACUUAACCACGUACCAUAAUUUCGUUAAUCUCACUCUUCUCUUUCUCUCUCUCUCUCUCCUAUCCUCCCUGAUUCCGCAUCCGCGGUGAGGAGAUCCCUGUCCCAGUAGCACACCAGAUUUGCAACCCUUUGUACACUUUCACAGUUUCUGAAUCAUGGUUGGAUCCAAUGACACCUGGCCUUCUCAAUCCAUGUUGGACAAAGUAAGACAGAGGGUUGUGGAAAUGUCUGGCAGAGAUGGUGAAGAAGUCAGAUUUGCUGUAUCACCUUACAGGAUUUGUCCACUCGGAGCUCACAUAGACCAUCAGGGUGGGACUGUUACAGCAAUGACAAUCAACCAUGGUAUAUUACUUGGAUUUGUUCCCUCCAGUGAUUCUCAGGUAUAUCUACAAUCUGGGCAGUUCAAAGGAGAAGUUAGGAUCAGUGUAGAUGAGAUUCAGUUCCCUGCUCACAUAGCCAAGUCAAAUGGUUCGAAUGCAGCAAAGGAUGAGCUGGAAGAAGCCAAGUGGGGAAACUAUGUCAGGGGCGCUUUAUAUGCAUUACAAAAGAGAGGAAACCAUCUAAAAAAGGGUAUCACGGGUUUUAUCUGUGGUUCUGAGGGUCUUGACAGUUCAGGUCUCAGUUCUUCUGCAGCAGUUGGCGUAGCAUAUUUGUUGGCUUUUGAAAAUGCAAAUAAUCUCUCCAUCUCCCCUACAGAAAAUAUUGAGUAUGAUAGAAUAAUUGAAAAUGAAUAUUUUGGUCUGAAAAAUGGCAUAUUGGAUCAGUCAGCCAUCUUGCUUUCAAGCCGAGGUUGUUUAACUUGCAUAAAUUGCAAGACCCGAGAAUACAAGCUAAUACAACCUCCAAAGUCCAAAAAUCAUCUGAAAACAGAGUUCGAAAGUGCAUACAAGAUAAUGCUGGCGUUUUCAGGCCUGAAGCAGGCCUUAACAACUACUCCUGGAUAUAAUCGACGAGUUGCUGAGUGUCAGGAGGCUGCAAGAAUCCUAUUGAAGGCGUCUAGAAAUGAACAAGAGGAACCCAUCCUGUCUGAUGUCACACAAGAAGUUUAUGAAGCUCACAAGAAUAAAUUAGAAACAAACCUAGCUAAAAGAGCGGAGCAUUACUUCUCAGAAAAUAAACGAGUUUUCAAAGGACUUGAGGAAUGGGCUUCUGGAAACAUUGAGGAAUUCGGGAAGCUGGUUACAGAAUCCGGUUUAAGUUCUAUUCAGAAUUAUGAGUGUGGUUGUGAACCGCUGAUACAACUUUAUGAAACCCUUCUGAAGGCUCCUGGUGUAUACGGGGCCAGGUUUAGCGGUGCAGGGUUCCGAGGGUGCUGUGUGGCACUAGUAGCAGCAGAACGAGCAGAAGAAGCCGCGACCUUUGUCAGGGUCGAGUAUUCUAAGCUGCAACCGGAUUUGGCAAGCCACAUUAAACAAGGAAAGGUGGUCUUGGUAUGCGAUGCGGGUGAUUCUGCUCGUAUAAUCUGAACGCGAGUGUAGCUUUUUCUGCAGUGUGAUACAAGACCACGUAUUAUACGUAGUUCGUUGGCAAACUACACGUAUAUAGAUUCAGCGCGUUGUGCGGUCUGAGCUCUCAUCCAUUCUUUAAUAUACAAAGAUAAAUGUUUGAGUUUUCUCUUACACUAUUCAAUUGUUUUGUAUUGCUUUCGUGCAUUUUUGCAUAAUCAAGCAAUCAAUUGGAGGAGAGUCUGUUCUUCUCAAUUGUGUUUUAGGGUUUUCAUUUCUUUGAUUUGAUUUGAUUUGUACUUGUAAUAAUAUUUGCAUGUGAUCAGCAUUUUCAACAGAAGACUUGAAAUUUGCUGAAAGGAUUGAGAACAGCAAAGUGUUUAUAUACUUAUUGAAAAAGUUAAUACCCGAUUUAGUUCA